Messenger RNA from Cladophialophora bantiana CBS 173.52, 3351 nucleotides. RefSeq lists its product as uncharacterized. Gene Ontology annotation, biological process: proteolysis. Bases 1 to 3351 code for a protein of 1116 amino acids. The transcript has 4 exons. The record is from RefSeq and is a predicted model, not a curated record. Gene Ontology annotation, molecular function: serine-type endopeptidase activity; protein binding. NCBI's taxonomy places the organism in Eukaryota, Fungi, Ascomycota, Eurotiomycetes, Chaetothyriales, Herpotrichiellaceae.
AUGAAGAUAAAGAACCUUCAGAGAGUCCAAUCAGGUCAUAUGUCGGUCCAUGGUAGACAUGAUACCCAAGGGAUGACAGGAGGAGAUGAAGACGAUCUCCUCAUGGAAUUGAAAGAAAUAUGGGACGACCUACCAGAUGAUAUCAAUAUCAGGGCAACGCUACAAGAGAUCAAAACUAGAAUCCUGCGCAGGGAGCUUCAAGUUGAUAAUGAAGAACAGCUGCGAGCAUUUAUGGCCAGUGACGAUGCGGACUACGUUGGAUUUCUCACAGACAAGGAACAGGAAAAUUUUUUACACAUGAUGGCUUCUGAUACUCAGAAUAGAUGCCUUAUCAAAUUCCUGGCAGAAGAACGGAGUCAGCUCAUGUUUGGAACGGAUCGAUCUAUGUACUAUCCACUCCAUGUCGCCAUCAAGGAGAAGAACACGGACUUCAUCACGGCCGUGCUUGAUAGCAAAUUUAGCGAGACAGACGACAUGAAGAAGGUACUUUCACACAAGGGUGGAUCAAAUCCAGGGAACUGUAUUCACAUCGGCAUUCAAGUGGGGCUCGAUCCACAACUCAUAAUCAGAUUGAUCGAGAAGUCGGACGGGGCUACGCUGUCAGAGCAGGACGGCGCAGGGUUGACACCACUCCAUUGCGCCGUAGACUACAAAAAUUGCAGGAAAGGUCAAUUUGAGGUAGUCCAAGCUCUGUUAAAGCAUGGCGAUGCGGCUCUCGACAAGGAAGGUAGUAUCCAUGGUUCGCUCUCUCCUUAUCGAUAUCACGACGAAACGAAAAAGAUCGAAAAGAAAAAGCUCGAGGAAGCCGAAUGGGCAAAAAGGCAGAAUGAUGGAAGAGGCAGCCAGCAGCCACGAGUUGGAACUGACAACCGUGGUGUGCGUGACCCUUCUCAUUAUCAGGAUGCUGGUCAGGCUGAUCUCCGGAAGUCCUCCGAGGAUGACAGGGAGGACGCCAAGGAGCGAAAGAAUAUGAUCGACCUUGACCCACGAGUAUACGGCAUGCGGAGACAAUCAAAUGCGAUUCGAGCUAAUUCGGUGGGAUCCCGAGUAAGAUCCCCCACAAGCGAUGUUCCAGCAGGAGGUGGCGCGUCAACGCCUCCUCCAACAAUUGACCGCGUGUUAUUCUCGCCAAAUCCUAACCCGGCGAAUCUGGGAAGACCCAGAAAGGCGAUGCGCGCAUCACGCCCAGGUGCGGCAAGGAGAUCAUUUGGGUCCCAGAGACUUCAUCAGCCUGAAGCACCUCCAGAUGACGAAACCGCGGAUGAGAUUGCGAAGGAACUGAAGUUACACUAUCUUCGAAGCAUCUUCAAAGGAUCUGCUUAUUCAGGCUCUCCGGAGUCUGUGGACGGCGAUAGGCCGGAGCUUCGAAAUCAUGACAGGGCAGUCCGGUUUCUGUAUGGAGACAACAAAGAAAACCGUCACAUAUGCUUCAACUUUCUCGACGGCCCUUCAAAGAUGACCGCCGAUAAAUUCAGGACAACCUACGGGGGAUUUAAAUUUGACCAUGUUCUGCAGUACGUCGGGUUCCGUCGUCUGGAGUUUACAGUGCCCGAGCUUCCUCCUAGAGGAAGUGGUACAAUGUCUAAAUCGCCUGCAUCCACUGGGAGAGGACGAAGAGACAUGGAGGUACCGUUCAACUGGCUUCAUGACAAAGGAGUGACAAAUAUUAUCAAGGUCAUUGUCGACGACUUGGAGCCUCCUUCUCACAAAGACGAGUCAAUUCAAAAUGCUUUGAAAAAGUUUGAUAUUGAGAUCCUUGACUGGAGAAAGAUUGACCUCUGUCCAGACACAAUUUGCAGGUCCUGUCCAAACCUACGCGAGGUUCACCUCUGGUGGAGCGGAAACAAUGGGAUACUGAGAGCGUGGAGUGAGCCGGAAGGGUUGGCUAGGUUGGAACGAUUGGAAGCCAUACAGCUUCACCAAACACAGGAAUUAGAAUCCGAGUCUUGGACAGACAUGAAUAUCGCGACAUUUCGGAAAAGGCUGAGAGAUUUGAGAAAUGCCCAGAACGGUGCUCGAAAGCCCGGUGACAAACUGCCACAAAUUCGUGUUCCAGACCCAAUCAAGGCCAUUGAUGGACCGGCCCAACGACCAGCCGGAUCACACCCCAAAACCGACUUUAAAGUCCAGCGGGAAACCCACAAGUGGCUGCACAUAAUGGACACGUUUGCCGACGGGAUAUACAAGAUCAAACCGGAUCGCGAUGUAGAGUUCUUUGAAUAUCUGCCUCCAGAACUCCAAUCAGACGUAAAAGUCGCGUUGAUUGAUGACGGUGUGCAAUUUACCCAUGAGAGUCUGCAGGAGAAGAUUGACGACGGCUGGAGCUUCGACGACGGCUAUGAUGGCGUCGAUCUUCCUGGAGCUAGACGACCGUUCCACGAAUCCAGCACUGGCCAUGGAACUCUCAUGGCCAACAUGAUCUGUCGCAUCUGCCCAAACGCUAAGAUAUUUGUUUGUCGGCUGAACGUAUAUCCUGGAGACGGCACAAAGUCCCAUUUUUCAGCGAAGAGUGCAGCCGAUGCAGCUGUAUAUUGCGCAACUCGAGGAUUUGACAUCAUCUUGAUGUCAUGGACAAUCAGGAAAUCGAUAUACACACCGGACUCAAUGAACGAUGGGAAGGACCUCGAUCGGUUAGAAAGAGCUUUGGACGAGGCAUGCAAGAACGGCGCUCUGCUGUUUUGUGCGGCGCCGGACGAAGGUGGCAUCUCAGAUGAGAAGUUCCGCACCUAUUAUCCUGUAGGAUGCGACUCCUUAUCUAGCCGCAUCUUCAAAAUCGGAGCUGCCACCUCUACCAACAAGGAAGCGGAUCGCACCGGAAAGUCCUCGCAACUCGACUUUAUCCUCCCCGGACAUGAGGUCAGAGAAAGAGGAAGCGAUACGGUCAAAGUCGACGACAGCCUCAAGAGCGGAUCAUCGGUGGCAACGGCGUUGGCCGCAGGACUUGCAGCGCUCGUCAUCCAUUGUGUGCGGCUCGGCGCCAUCGAGACUAUUCGCGCACGCACCACUAAAAGGAAUGGCGACGCUAGAAAGAGUGGGGGUGACACCACAAGCGAGGAUGGCGCCAAAGCUGAGGAUAACACAAACGAGGACAUGAGGACGGCAUUGGAGGCCGUCGCCAUCAAGUUGGAAGAUUUCGCUGAUAUCAAAAAGUUCGAGCACAUGAUGCGCGUUUUCGCCAGUAUCCCGCGGCAAAGAAAGGCAGGGGAGACUUGGAAAUACCUCGAGGUGGACAACACUUUCGAAGGGCCAGGGAAGACACUUGUCAACAAAGAGGCGGGAGAGAGCCAGAAAAUACUGGCUGUGACCAAGCUUGCCAUGAACUUUGUGAGCUCCGGCCUGUCAAAGUUAUGA